AUGGGUUUUCCUUCAGAUCCCAAGAUCAUUCAAGAGAGUGAAGCAAAGCUGGGGAAGGUGUUGGACAUUUAUGAGGAGAGGCUGUCAAAGAGCAAGUACUUGGCUGGUGAUUUCUUCAGCCUUGCUGAUCUUAGCCACCUUCCGUUUAGCCAACACUUGGUGGCUGAUUUGGGGAAGGAGCAUAUCAUCAGGGACAGAAAACAUGUCUCUGCUUGGUGGGAUGAUAUCAGCAACAGGCCAUCUUGGAAAAAAGUCCACCAGCUUGGGGUGUUUGAAUUUCCUAAACGAUUAUGA
Molecule: messenger RNA, 294 nt
Organism: Prunus armeniaca (apricot)
Lineage: Eukaryota; Viridiplantae; Streptophyta; Magnoliopsida; Rosales; Rosaceae
Source: the annotation of a GenBank genome assembly